Messenger RNA from Annulohypoxylon maeteangense, 2060 nucleotides. RefSeq names its product amidase signature enzyme. NCBI's taxonomy places the organism in Eukaryota, Fungi, Ascomycota, Sordariomycetes, Xylariales, Hypoxylaceae. The record is from RefSeq and is a predicted model, not a curated record. Bases 157 to 1764 code for a protein of 535 amino acids. The transcript has 5 exons. Gene Ontology annotation, molecular function: catalytic activity.
GGCAUAUGUAUAUGCCAUGGCCCGCCCCGGAUCUAUCAUCCUUAGCUCGUUUACUAGGGAGACCUUGUAAACGAUAUUAUCCGCCGUGAUUAUACCCCUGAAACAUUCCGAUACCAGGCACAUACUUCCCUUAGGUAUAGGUAUCAAUAGCACGAGAUGUCUGUUGUUCUUGAACUGAAAACAUCUGAGAAGCGCGUCACCGAAGAUGAGCUGCGACCAGUCAUCGCGAAGGCUGGGUUAGAGCUUUCAGAGCCGCUCCUCGAAAACCUCAGCACGUUGAUAUCCUCACUAGAUAAAGCCAUUGCAUCUCUACCUGAUGAUAAGAGUGUCUGGCCACGCCCAAAUCUCACCAAGUAUCCGCGUACAGACAUUCAUAUUCCUGAGGAUAACGAACUAGGCGCAUGGGCAACGAAAGUGACUGUGAAAUGCACAAGUCCUAUCAGCGAUCUGUUGAAGGGUCGGACUGUGGCGCUUAAAGACAACAUCGCGUUGGCGGGAGUCCGGUGCACGAAUGGAACUGCGAUGGUUGAUUGGACCCCGGAGAUCGACGCGACGAUUGUUACUCGAACUUUGGAUGCAGGAGCCAUAAUAAUUGGCAAAGCUGCUUGUGAAAAUGCGUGUCUCGAGGGAUUAUCGGGCACAUCUGUCACAGGACAGGUCCAUAACCCGUAUGCCAAAGGGUACAGCACCGGAGGCUCGAGUAGUGGUUCGGGGCGCCUCGUAGCGACUGGCUCCGUCGAUCUCGCUUUCGGAGGAGAUCAGGGCGGCAGCAUUCGUAUUCCAGCAUCAUCCUGUGGUAUUGUAGGCCUCAAGCCAACUUGGGGUCUAGUUCCUUAUACAGGUAUCUUAAGUCUUGAUGCAACUAUUGAUCAUGCGGGACCAAUGGCCAGAAAUGUUAAGGACUGUGCUACACUCCUGGAAGCGGUUGCGGGACCAGAUGGAUGGGAUGAUCGUCAACCGUCGAUUGGACUCGAAGGGGAUAAGUUGAAAUUUGUAAAUCCGGUCGAGACUGUGCUUGCCAAAGAGACAUCGAAGAUGCUUGAAGGCAUUAAAAUCGGGGUGCUCGCCGAAGGUUUCGAGGUUCCCGGACAAGACCCCAAUGUCGUUGAAUCCGUCCAGUCUGCAAUCGACAGGUUUAAGUCUCUAGGAGCUACAGUCGCCCCAGUGUCCGUGCCUUUGCACAAAGAUGCUCCCCUGUUAUGGACCUGCGCUUUACCCUUAUCAGGCGGCCGACAGUCUCUACUCGGAGACUUGGAUGGGAGGAAACAGUUUUACUUUACAGACAGAGCAGAUCUUGUUGGACCUAAACUAACUCAACGUCAAUUCGACACACUCGGACCUGGUGCAUCGAACCAGUAUUUAGGAUACCUGUGGAUUCAAGAGAAGUAUGGUGCCAAGGUGCAUGGGAAAGCAAUGAACCUCCUCAAGGCUGCCGGCGAUGUGUACGACAAAGCCCUCAAGGAAUUCGAUGUGCUGGUUAUGCCGACCUUGCCUUAUCCGCCACCGAAACUGCCCGAGCCCGAUUCUGAUGAAGGUCCAUUGAAGUUCCUAGCUAGGACAACUGGGCUGAUUGCUAAUACUUGCCCCUUUAAUAAUUCAGGUCAUCCUGCCCUGUCGCUCCCCGUCGGUUUUGUACCCGCCCGAGAAGAUCCAAGCCUGAAGCUUCCUACAGCCAUGCAAAUAGUAGGUCGCAAGUUUGCAGAUGCCGAUUGCCUCAAGGUUGCAGCGGCGUGGGAAAAGGCGUUUGACUGGAAGAAGCUCUAAAGGUUGAUGAUUGAUGAUUGAUGAAUGAUGAAUGAUGUAUUCCCAAGUGACGAGUCGGAACCGUACCUUGGCGUCUUUCUUUAGUUGCUAAACCCCGUAAACUGUUCCAAUUAUCCACUAUACGCUGUAAUUUAGUGAACGGUCUACUGCAAAGUCCGAGCUUUGGUCCACUAAACUGGAUCCACAUCCAUGGAUACAAGGUGGCUGACGAGCGAAACUUUUUGCUUCGUAUCUAGUAGGUACCUACCUAGGUACAUAAAUUAUCUCAUGAAAGUUAUGUAUUGAAUUGAAUAUGU